Messenger RNA from Drosophila guanche, 708 nucleotides. RefSeq lists its product as uncharacterized. The record is from RefSeq and is a predicted model, not a curated record. Bases 130 to 690 code for a protein of 186 amino acids. NCBI's taxonomy places the organism in Eukaryota, Metazoa, Arthropoda, Insecta, Diptera, Drosophilidae. The transcript has 3 exons.
GUCCCCGCAGCGAUAAGCGAGCAUAUAAACAAACCAUACAUCAAUGUCAGAUUACACGGCCAACUUUUGCGGUGACUUUACGUGGAAAUUUUGGCUACUUUUUUGUCAGUCGGUCGUUGGCAGAGAGACAUGGAAAUUGCUGCUAAUAUUAUCACGCUGCUGCUGCUGAUCCCAGGGAUGUGCCUGGGGUCCCAUGUGGAUGAACAGCCAAGGACGGUGGAAACGUUGCUCUCCUAUCUGGAAACGAAUGAAUCCACAACCAAACAAUGUUUUGCCCGCUACUUGCCGCAGUUGGAGAACGAGGGGGCCACCUGGUCGAAGAGUUACAGCAGAUGCCUGUGGAUAGCCACCACUGGGCGCCAGUCGGUGGUCACGAAUGUUGCCGCGGCGCAGAAUCAAAUACGGGAAGCGGCCUUGGGCAUUAGUGCAUUUAUCGACGACUGUCUGGGCAUUGCCGAUUCCUUGGCCUUUUUCAAUUGCUUUGCCAAAAUGUCCAAGCGGCAGUUGGCCACCGUGUACACCAUUUCGUACAACGCCUCCGAGGAUGCACUCAGAAUGAGCCAGCAGCUGGGCACCAUUGAGGUGGAGCACUAUCUCUGCACAAACCGCACCGAGCACACCUAUGUGGAGGGCACGGACCGAGUCUUUCGAGACCUCGACCAAUGCCUGCAGCAAAAUGAGGAACAUUAAAGCUUGGGCUACCGCGCA